Messenger RNA from Choloepus didactylus (southern two-toed sloth), 3959 nucleotides. RefSeq names its product CUE domain containing 1 (gene CUEDC1). The transcript is spliced from 13 exons. NCBI's taxonomy places the organism in Eukaryota, Metazoa, Chordata, Mammalia, Pilosa, Megalonychidae. Gene Ontology annotation, molecular function: ubiquitin binding. Bases 825 to 2126 code for a protein of 433 amino acids. The record is from RefSeq and is a predicted model, not a curated record.
CGCCCCCGCGCCUCCCGGGUUCUCCUUCCCCGCGCUGCUCCCAGGCCGGGGGAGGCGCGGGACGCCCCGCAGCCCUCUCUGCCCGGGAGAGGGAGUCUCCCCGCUCAGGCCCUCCUGCCCGCAAGCCGGAGUCACUGUUGCUGGUGCGGGGGUGACACGGGGUGCGGUUUCCUAAUCUUCACCCGGAGCCCCCCCUUUGCAACCGUGUUGGUUUCCGGACCCCCAUUCCUGCUUCCCUCCUCUCUCGAAAGGGGUCGGGCAUCCGGAGAAGAUAUAGGGGCGCCGCGGCCUGGCCCCCACCCCCGCCUGCAGCCCCACUUGUGGGCCCCGCCGGCAGCCGCGCAGGGACAGCUGCAUUUCUCGCCGCCCGCCGCUAGGAAGCUGGCCUCGCCUCGCAUUCUCCGCCUCCCCGCGCCCCAGCCGCGCCGCCGAGCCGGGCCCGCCGCCGCCGCCGCGGGGUCGCCGCCCAUCCCCCAGCCCGGCCCGGCCGCCCGCGAGGAACCGACGCGCGUGGCGGCUGCUCGGGUGGGAUCCGCGGUGGAGGCGGCCCCAGGAUGCCCCGGGGGUGUGGAUGACCAGCCGUCCAGCCCCCACCACGGCCCAGGCCCGGAUGCCGCGCCCCGCGAGGACCGCUCCCCGAGGGCCGCCUGUGGACCCGCGCCCGUAGUCCCCUGACCCGGACACCCUGCCCGGCCGCCCAGGGGCCGGAGCAGGUGCACGAGCGAGCUUCCCGGGCCAGCGGAGCGAGGGGCGGACAGUGGAGGGACCCGAGGGAGGGGACUUCGGUGCCAGCUGGAAACAUUUUCCCCAAGCGGCUCCGCAAGAUGACCAGCCUGUUCCGCCGGAGCAGCAGCGGCAGCGGCGGGGGCGGCGGCGGCGGGGCGCGGGGCGGCGGGGGCAGCGCGGCGGCCGCGGCGGCGCAGGAGCUCAACAACAGCCGGCCCGCCCGCCAGGUGCGCCGCCUGGAGUUCAACCAGGCCAUGGACGACUUCAAGACCAUGUUCCCCAGCAUGGAUUACGACAUCAUCGAGUGCGUGCUGCGCGCCAACAGCGGCGCUGUGGACGCCACCAUCGACCAGCUGCUGCAGAUGAACCUGGAGGGCGGCGGCGGCAGCGUCUACGAAGACAGCUCCGACUCCGAGGACAGCAUUCCCCCGGAGGUAGGGGCGCCGCAGAUCUUGGAAAGGACUUUGGAACCUGAUAGCUCCGACGAAGAGCCCCCUCCAGUGUAUUCCCCGCCAGCCUACCACAUGCACAUGUUUGACAGGCCUCACCCUCUGGCUCCCCCUACUCCACCUCCCAGGAUAGACAUGCCGGGCUCCGGCCCUGCUGUGAGCCAGAGGUGCUAUCGGAACUGGAACCCACCACUGCUGGGGAACCUCCCAGAUGACUUUCUCCGCAUCCUGCCCCAGCAGCUGGACAGCGUACAGGGGAACCCCGGGGGCUCCAAGCCCGUGAGUGUGAGCAGAGAGGGAGGCCCACCCUGCGCCGUGGGGGCCGGGACCCGCGACCAGGAGAGCCGCUGGAAACAGUACCUGGAGGACGAGAGGAUCGCUCUCUUCCUGCAGAAUGAGGAGUUCAUGAAGGAGCUGCAGCGUAACCGCGACUUCCUCCUUGCCCUGGAGAGAGAUGUCUGUCAGGAAAACAGUUUCUCUGUGAACUCGGGUUUUUUGAGCACUGAUCGACUGAAAUACGAAUCCCAGAAAUCCAAAUCCAGCAGUGUGGCUGUCGGAAACGACUAUGGCUUUCCCUCCCCCGUCCCAGCAGUCCCAAGUUCUUGCCAGUCCAGCAGCUGCAGGGUGGCUGAACUCCCCAGAGGUGCCUGCAGCAUGGGACCCAGUGAAGCCAAUCCCGCUGUGUCUGAAGAUGCCUUAUUCAGGGACAAGUUGAAACACAUGGGAAAAUCCACCCGGAGGAAGCUGUUUGAACUUGCCCGGGCCUUCUCGGAGAAGACCAAGAUGAGGAAGUCAAAGAGGAAACACUUGUUGAAGCAUCAGGCGCUGGGGGCUGCAGCGUCAACAGCCAAUCUCCUGGAUGACGUGGAGGGCCACGCCUGUGAUGAAGGCUUCCAGGGAAGGCGGCAAGAAGUGCCCAAAGUGGAGGAAACCCUAAGAGAAGGACAGUAAGAGAUGCCAGAAGCUCAUCCUCACUGGAGAUGAUCUGACCCAGUGGGGCAGCUGGAGAGCAAACCUGGCCCCCAGCUGAAGGGCCCACCUGCAGCUGGACAGACAGUGCUUGAGUAUGGAGGCCCAGGGAUUCUCCAGCCACAGUCCAGCCCAGCCACUGCCACCUCCACUUUCCACUGGGGCUUAGAACUUUGAGUUCCCAGGCUGUGAUUGGAGGAAGGUCCUGGGCCCCCCAGAAGCGGCAGCCAAUCACAGCCUCCUUUGUAGCCAGGCUAUUCUAUGGGUAAUAAGUGGAAAUGGAGGAACAACUUCCCCUUCAAAAAAAAAAAAAAAAAAAAAAAAAAAAUCCAGAAAACAGGCAAAUGUUGGAGUGUGAGAAAGGGCAGAGUGACCCUAUAAGAGGCUCUUGGGCCUGAAGAUGGAGCUCCUGCCUCCGUCUCCUCCCUCCCCAUCUCCCCUGCAGUGCCAUGGACACUGCCUGCUUCCCUCUCGGUCCCAGCCUCCCCCUGGGUGCUUUGUGCCCCUUCUUACCGUGGCCUCCUGCAUCCCAGCCCUGCCUGCAGGGCUGCAGGGCAUCUGCAUGGCCCCUGUGUGGAGCUCCUGGUGGAGAGCCCUGGGCAUGCUCAGGCGCUGGCUGAGGAGUGACGGGCCGCCGCAGAGACGCAGCUCUUGAGUGCUCUGCCCGGGCUGGGCCCAACGGCGGCCUCUGUUUGGGGCUGGCUUGGGCCUCCAGCAGCCUCCCCUUCCCCAGCGGGGAUAGGAAGGGUUUCUAUACCCCGCUAGGGCACUCCAGGCAGGUAUAGUCUUUAGUCUGGAAGAAGACAGAAGCCACUUCUGGAAGGGACCCUGGAGUCUCAUAACAGUGGGGGCUCCCAGGGACCCCGACUUCCCAGCGGGCCUGGAAGUCCUACCAUCCUCUCAGGGCAGGCAGCGCUGGUUCUGCAGUGACCCCCUUGAGGUGAAGGUGUGGGACUGCAGAGAAGGUGAAGCAGCUUGCCAGCAUGGGGGUGGGGGUGGGAGUUGGCCAGGGCAGAAGGGCUUGGGAGUGUCCCUUGCAAAAAGGGAGAACGUUGUCUGAGGAGGGAAACUCAGGGUCUGUGAACGUUUACACAGCACCCACCACUGCCAGCGGGGGUCUGCCCGCCUCCCUGGACUCUCCCUGUCACCCUAAGAUGGAAGGGCGUUGACUUCUCCUGAGACCCGAAAACUCUGCAACCGGCACGAGCCUCCGGGGGUGGCGGGGCGUGGAACCAGCCUGCUCUCCCGCGCGACGUUGGGAGCGGGCGCUAAUCCUUGGCCGAGCCUCGUUGCCCGCAAGUCACCCCGAGAUAACGCCCGGGGCCAGCGCCGGAGGCGAUACCGAAGCGGCACUGAGUUCCGCCCGCUCCGGCCCGGGCUCCCUGACCGGACCCCCUGAAGGCCGGGUCCCGCGGCGGGGGAGCGCAGCCGCCCAGCCUUCCCAAGUUUGGAAGUGCGCGCGGGGUGGGGGCGCUGCUGCGCGGCCGGGCCCUGGGCGGAGGGGUCGCUAGCCCUUCGCUGCUCCUUGCAGCCGCGCCUGUGGCUCCUGCAGGGCGGGAGAAAGCACCCCUCACCAAGGAGCCCCCCGGGACCUUCAGCUCGCCCUCCAGGUCGGUCCUGGCCCCGAGGGCCAGAGGAGGGGGCUCUGGGCUGUGGUCCUGCCCCCUCCCCGCGUCAGGAUGGGGCUCCUGGCAGGGAAAACCCCAGCCCCAAGUCUGUGUGUGUUGCUAUGUUAGUUUUUUCUCCUAUGUGUGGGUUUUUUCUUGGAGCUGUUUCAUAGGAAUUCCUACAAUAAAGACUUCGUGUUCUCUUGGU